CCGUUUCUUGGGUUUUGCGUUCUUCGCGGCGGCUCGGCCCCCCACGGUCCGGCGAUGGAUUCGAGCAGGAGGGCGGUGGAAUCGUACUGGAGGUCGCGGAUUAUCGAUGCCGCCACCUCCAACGAGGACAAGGUCGCGCCCGUCUACAAAUUGGAGGAAAUCUGCGAGCUCUUGCGGUCCUCUCACGCCAGCAUCGUCAAGGAGGUGUCGGAGUUCGUGCUCAAGCGGCUCGAUCACAAGAGCCCCAUCGUCAAGCAGAAGGCUCUUAGGUUGAUCAAGUAUGCUGUUGGAAAGUCUGGUGUGGAGUUUCGGAGGGAAAUGCAAAGACAGUCUGUGGCUGUUCGGCAGUUGAUUCAUUACAAGGGUCAGCCAGAUCCUUUGAAGGGGGAUGCUUUGAAUAAAGCUGUGCGUGACAUGGCUCAGGAGGCUCUAGCUGCCAUCUUCAGUGAACAGGAAAAUAAACCAGCUCCAGCUGAAAGUGUCAACAGAAGAAUAGAAGGAUUUGGGAAUACAAGAAUAGAAGGAUUUGGGAGUACAAAUUUUGCAAUGCCGUCAGAAGAUAAAAAAUCAUUUCUUAGUGAGGUAGUUGGCUUAGGGAGUGCUUCUAUUAAGCAGGGACUCAGUAGCUUCACUCAAAGUCACUCGUUCGGAAGGAAUGACAGUGGAAGCUACAAGAGUCCCAACCUCCAUAGGUCUUUGACAAUAGAAAGCGGUGACUCUAAUGUGUAUGAACCAGUUCGAAUUCAUGGUGAAAACUCAAUUACUUUUGGGAUAUCAAAUAGUCAGCCCGGCGGAUCCUCAAAGUUAGAUUCAAGAGGAGCAAAAACAGAACUAGCGACUGGAGAUUCCAGUUCAAAUCAUACAGAGAAGACACGUGAGGAACGCUUGCUGGACACCAUUGUGACAUCAGGUGGAGUACGUCUACAACCAACUCGAGAUGCCAUUCAAGCAUUCCUUGUGGAGGCUGCAAAGUUGGAUGCAAUGGCUUUAAGCUGGGCCCUUGAAUCAAAGCUGCAGUCCCCACAGUGGCAGGUCCGAAUGAAGGCUCUCUGUGUGCUAGAUUCAAUUUUAAGGAAAAAGAAUGAUGAGCACUUCUCGGUUAUAGCAUCUUAUUUUUGUGAGAAUGUUGAUGUUCUGGUGAGAUGUUCCGAGUCUCCGCAAGCUUCAUUGAGAGAUAAAUCUAUGAAGGUCUUAGGCCUUCUGGAUAGAGAACAGACCCUUGGUACCGGAGCUGAUUCACAAAAAUUUGUUAAAUCUGAGACAGAUAAUGUUAUUCAGAUGCCUGACCUGAUAGACACGGGUGAUGCCGAUGAAUCUGGUGGGGUAAAUGACUACUCAGGGAAGCAAAGUGAGCAGAAGGCUGGCAAUCUGACAUCACAUACAGGACCUCUUAUUGAUAAUUUGCUUGGAGAUGACAUGGGCUCUGGUGGGAACGCAAGUGAUAUAAAAACUAACAAUGAUCCUUUUGCUGAUGUUUUGUUCCAUUCUGUUAAGGGUGGUGAACCUGCAGACGACAUUUUUGCUGGUAUGACUGUUAGUGAUAAGAAUGAUGUUAAAGGAGAUCCUACGAAGGCAAAUAGAUAUGGAUCUGAGUUGAUUGAUAUUUUUCAACCCAGUUCCGGAGAUUCUCAAGGAAACGAAAAUCCUACAGAUCGUGUCAAUGAUAUAAUGGCUGGCUUGUCCAUUAAUGGUAAUGACUCCAAUAUUCAGGAGAAUGCAGCCAUAUCCGGGGCAACUUUGCUAGAUGUUAUGUCAGUAAGUGAGAGAUAUCCUGCUCAUCAAUCUUCUAAUGGUGCAGUAAGCAAUGUGCUUAAUUACCAAAACACAGGAAUGGGUGGAAGUGCCAUGUUUCCUUUUAACGGCAUGCCAAAUAAUGUACCUCCAGGCAUGUUGUUCAAUAUGCCGUCUCAGUCCUUAGGUUACAGCAACAUGGCAAAUAUGUUUGUUGCUCAGCAGCAAUAUCUGGCAACCAUGUCAAACUUGCAACACCUAGGAAACCUCAAUUCUCAGAAUGGUGGUAUUACUUAUGUUGCUGGAGAUAAAGGUAGUCAUCCGUCUCCUUUUCCCGAUGUAUUCCAGCCAAACUUUCUGAAUCAGGCUCCAACUUCGGUGGUGAACAAUUCCAAGAAAGAGGAAACCAGAGCAUUUGAUUUCAUCUCUGACCAUCUUGCAGCUUCUCGUGAUCCAAAGAGGGUGGUUUAGAUCUUUUCAGCUCAUGAUUUACUUUUUAUGUGGGAUAUAACCAUAGCAAGUCUACACAAACAAAGAAACAGAUGUUUGGUCUGAAGAUGGUUCCUGGAAUAAACAUUGGGCGGGAAAAGCGGACGCCAUCAUCUAUCAAAGCUGCAGCUCAUUGAUAAGUGUAAUUUUCAUGCUCGUGAUUGUAAAGACCAGAUUGGAGAGUGGAUGUGGAUCUGUCAGUUUCCAAAGCUGUAAAGCGGCUAAUAAUUGCAGCUUCAUUUAUGCGGCAUACUUAGCGAGUGAAUUGUUUUAUUUAUCUCCUUCACUUCGGCUUUCUUUUUUGCCUUCUAUUCUUGUCGUCUCUAUACUUUUUCUCUUCAUUUUCGUAUUCUUGUAUCUUCACCAGAAUUGCGGUAUAGAUGUAAUUUGAGUAUGGCAGUCAAUAAAGACAUCUUCUCAUCCUUGAUU
This is a messenger RNA of Syzygium oleosum, 2649 nucleotides long. Its product is annotated as protein MODIFIED TRANSPORT TO THE VACUOLE 1. NCBI's taxonomy places the organism in Eukaryota, Viridiplantae, Streptophyta, Magnoliopsida, Myrtales, Myrtaceae. The record is from RefSeq and is a predicted model, not a curated record. The transcript has 5 exons. The coding region runs from base 55 to 2202 and encodes 715 amino acids. Gene Ontology annotation, molecular function: phosphatidylinositol binding; ubiquitin binding. Gene Ontology annotation, cellular component: trans-Golgi network membrane.